CAGUUCAAAUAGGCAUUCGCAUCGUGAACAUAACACAAAACAGACGUAGUAUUUUCACUAGUUUGUUAAGCAACUUAUAUACAAUUUUGUAAAAGGAACUAUACAUUCCGAUUUUCAAACUAAACCUGUAUAUUUGAGAAAAAAUUUGGUUCCUAAAAAACUAAACUUUUGAAGUGAAAAAAAAGCAGCCACACGUUUUUCAGGAAAUACCUGAAGGCUAUACAAAAACAUAAAAAAACUUGAAUUUUUUUUGUUAACUACUAGCACCUAUACCACUUUCUUUGGCUUACAGAUACAUAGCUUAUAGAUACAUAGAGCCGAUCGGACUGACGAUGGCCCCUUCGGUGCCCUCCAAUGUGACGGUGGCCUCCAAUGUGACGGUGACCCACAAUUCCAUGGUUCAGUGGUCCCGUGGCGAUAUUCUGGAAUGGUUCAACGAUACGCUCAAAUGCAGCCUGACCAAAAUCGAACAUUUGUGCACUGGCGCAGCCUAUUGCAAUCUGAUGCAUAUGCUCUUUCCCGACGUCAUCAAUUUGAAACGCGUGAAGUUUGUUUCGAAUCAGGAAUACGAGUUCCUGGCCAACUUUAAGGAACUGCAGAAAGCCUUCAAUAUGGUGGAAGUGAGUCCACCCGUGCAGGUAAAUAAGUUGGUCAAAGGCCGCUGUGUGGACAAUUUCGAAUUUGCCGUGUGGUUUCGCCACUUUUUCGUUUCCAACCACAAUGCGGAAAGGUUGAAAGGGUACGAUGUACUGGCCUCUCGUGACCACCAGGACAUCGGCCUGGGAAGCUCCCGAUCGACCACACCAGUCUCGGCAACCAAGAAUCGUCGUGGUAUUGAGAUCGUGAAGAUAUCACCGCGACGUGGUCAGAAGAAGGCUGCAUACGAAGAUUACAUCGAGACUAACCAGAACAAGUCGCCGGCAUUCAAGAAGGAUGAUCGUAAACAAGGGAGCACCACCGCAGAAGCACCAGUGCUUAAACCUAAGCCUGGUAAGUUUCCUCUAAAUCAAAGUAAUACAAAAGACAAAACCACGAAAGCCGCAAUGCCGGCAAAGGAGCCAACCCGAUUCAGCAAACGCUCUGUAAGAAUCCCUCCACUCGAUCUAACUGGCAUAUGCGCCGAUACUCCACGUCCAAUGACCCCGGCCAUGGGGACGAAGUCCACCGAAAAACCUGGUCGCCAGAACGGUACUGGUCGCACUGGCCCAACAAUGAUCCAAACGCGAAAGCCAUCUGUCCAAAACGCCAGUGAGCCUAAAAAGAAGGAAGCGGCUAAACGCAUUGAAGCCGUCAACGAACGUAUACAUCGCCCGGAGCCGGAGAAACGGAGCCAUGAAUGUAAGCCCGAGAAAAACGGGCCUCGAAUGGAGCAGUUGGGAGUUGGCAAGGAAAAGGAGUCCCUCCAUAAGACGAACCCUAACGAGAACCCUGCUAAACCGUCUAAUAACGAGAAAACAAAUAACCAGAACAACAAUACCCAGUAUAUCCAUAGUGAGAUCAUCGAGAUCUUCAAGUCGCCGGUGUACUUUACCGAAAAAGGCUCAAAGCCAAAAACCCAUGAUGAUGAUAGUGAUAAUGAUGAUGAUGAUGAUGAUGGUGCUAUUCCCGUUGAACUCUCGAAAAAUCUGGCCAAACUUUUGACAUCUUGCGAACUCUCCAAAGAACAGCUCCUUGCCGAGGUGAUGAUUCACUGUGGCCUCCAUCUGUAUAUCAAAAACACCGAUGAUGACGACGACGACGAUGUGGACACGGCUGUUCAAACCACCAGUACGGAUGCAGCCAGUGGCAGUCAAACGGGAAAAGCCGCCAAGCAUUUGUAAGGAUGGUGGAGCAAUUCAAAAUUAUUAGUUUUUCAGUUUUUAUGCUAAAUUCAACUUUUCAACCGUC
Messenger RNA from Drosophila yakuba, 1887 nucleotides. RefSeq names its product microtubule-associated protein RP/EB family member 1. The coding region runs from base 333 to 1820 and encodes 495 amino acids. Gene Ontology annotation, biological process: regulation of microtubule polymerization or depolymerization; protein localization to microtubule plus-end; spindle assembly. The transcript has 2 exons. Gene Ontology annotation, cellular component: microtubule plus-end; cytoplasmic microtubule; spindle midzone. Gene Ontology annotation, molecular function: microtubule plus-end binding. Lineage: Eukaryota; Metazoa; Arthropoda; Insecta; Diptera; Drosophilidae. The record is from RefSeq and is a predicted model, not a curated record.